CUUCUUCCAACACCAUUUGCUCCCUCAAGUUCCGACGAUUGAGCAUUGCAGUCCCUAACCAGCCCACUUAGCCUAUUCGAAGCUGAGUCGUAUUUAUCCUAUUGACUUGACCGAGUUCAUCUGGUACAUCUCUCACACAAGAUGGAAGCCAUGAAUUCCCUUCAGCUGCGGACAAUGUCCAACAAUGAUCAAGUAUCUGAAAAUGUCUCCUCCAUCAGCAACAUACGACGUAGUAGCUGCUGCAGCUACUUCUGUUGCAAAAACUAACAAACCCUCCACUGCCCAUGGGAGCCUUACUAGUACCAGCACCAUUUUGGAUGAAUUUGCUGGGAAAUGGGACGACUUCAGCUUCGGCCAUAUCCGCGAGAGCCAGGUCUCCCGCGCCAUGACGCGUCGCUAUUUCGAGGAUUUGGACACCUAUGCUGAAAGCGACAUCGUGAUUGUCGGCGCUGGAUCCUGCGGUCUCAGCACUGCGUACGUCCUGGGCAAAGCUCGCCCGGAUUUGAAAAUUGCCGUUAUUGAGGCCUCCGUCUCUCCUGGCGGUGGUGCGUGGCUCGGCGGCCAGCUGUUCUCCGCCAUGGUCCUCCGCAAGCCUGCGGACCGUUUUCUCGAUGACCUGGGGGUUCCGUACGAAGAGGAACCCUCCAACCCCAACAUGGUGGUAAUCAAGCACGCGGCACUCUUUACUUCCACUUUGCUCUCCAAAGUACUCUCCUUCCCAAACAUCAAGCUUUUCAAUGCUACUUGCGUUGAGGAUUUGAUCACCCGUCCAGCCCCGGCUGCAGGCGACGGCGAGGGUAUUCGCAUCGCCGGUGUCGUGACCAACUGGACGCUCGUGACUCUCCACCACGAUGACCACUCCUGCAUGGAUCCAAACACCAUCAAUGCACCCCUGGUCAUCAGUACCACCGGUCACGAUGGUCCGUUUGGUGCUUUCUGCGCCAAGCGUCUCGUGUCCAUGGCUGCCAUUGAGAAACUGGGCGGUAUGCGUGGACUGGACAUGAACUCAGCUGAGGAGGCCAUUGUGAAGAAUACUCGGGAGGUGACUAAGGGGUUGAUUAUUGGAGGCAUGGAGUUGAGUGAAAUUGACGGGUGGCACCGGAUGGGGCCUAUCUUUUCAGCCAUGAUGCUUAGUGGCGUGCGUGCAGCGGAGGUUGCUUUGGAAGUUUUCGAAGAACGAAAGAGAGAGUGCGCCGAUAAAAAAUGAAUGCUAAUUUCCGAUCCCGCAGUCCCGGAAAGGUUGGCGGGAAAGAAUGUGGAAAUAGUACAUGUUCCAAACACGCGUGUUCUGGGAGGCUAAAAUUGUAAUUAAUUUCUUUUCUGGUUAUUCAUGGGCUGCCAGUCUGCCAUUGCCCUCUACUGUUAUUAAAUUGGUUCCUUCCAUCGGGAGGCGAUACUAAUGUAUUUGCGCACAUGGGAAUUUGCAGUCAAAGCUUGCUACAUUACCCAUUGAACAUAUGAAUGCAAAAUUAUAUAAACGCAAG
Histoplasma capsulatum G186AR is the source of this 1484-nucleotide messenger RNA. Its product is annotated as thiazole biosynthetic enzyme. The coding region runs from base 185 to 1207 and encodes 340 amino acids. Lineage: Eukaryota; Fungi; Ascomycota; Eurotiomycetes; Onygenales; Ajellomycetaceae. The record is from RefSeq and is a predicted model, not a curated record. Gene Ontology annotation, biological process: thiamine biosynthetic process. The transcript is spliced from 4 exons.